GACUCGCUCCAGGGCUUCUUCACCGUAGUUUGGGUCUAAUUCUGUCCGAAAUGUGUCGGGAUGGUUAUAAAGCCGUCAAGUUGGCUGGGGCUGAUUGGUUGGUGUUUCGCGUAUUUGGCGCAGAGGUUGACUACCCGUCCCGUAUGCAGCGAGCGAUUGGAAGCCGGGAUGAUGUGGGUUAUCGGAGAAUGAAGUGCAUGCGAGGUCUGUAAUGAUUCGAGCUGUGUCG
Ilyonectria robusta is the source of this 229-nucleotide messenger RNA. RefSeq lists its product as uncharacterized. Lineage: Eukaryota; Fungi; Ascomycota; Sordariomycetes; Hypocreales; Nectriaceae. The transcript has a single exon. Bases 51 to 212 code for a protein of 53 amino acids. The record is from RefSeq and is a predicted model, not a curated record.